AUGAUAAAACAAAAAAUAGAAAAAUCAAUCGACAAACAAAUUGAUGGUGAAAACAAUUCUUAUCAAUAUUACAAACAAAAAAGACUUGUGUAUUAUGAAAAAAUCUAAGAGCUUGAAGAAUAAAUUGAAAUGAAAUAAAGAAGAAAUAAAAUUAUAGAUUACGAAAUCAAAAUGAAAUUGAGAGAUUUAAAUAAUGUUGAAAAAAUAUUUGAUAUCAAUAAAGAGCUUGAAGUCAAUGAAGUUAAAACUUAGAAUAAUGAAUAAAAAUCUAACACCUCAACAACUAUAUAUAAGUAAAUUAUUUUUCAAUUUAUGAAUAGUAUGCAACUCUAGCAAAAGUAAUAAAAUUAACAUUAGUUUUUACAAAAAUAAAAACUUUCCUAAGAAUUUUUUUCAAAUGAGAUGGAAAAGUAUUUUUAAUACUUCGAAAGUUGCAUCGAAUAAGAAAUAAAUUAGGAGUUAGAGAUAAAAAAUGAUGAUGAGAAAAUUUAUAUAUCUCCUAUGGUUAAGUAUCAUGCAAUAUAAAUAUAGUGUUUUAUUAAAUUAUUAGAUCCUUAAUAGCGUACAUAAAUAAAUUAAAGAACAGCAGAUAAUUCAGAUUAUAUAACAACUACCUUCAGAUAUUAAAAAUCUGAUACUUUUGAAAAUUUGAAACUUAUUUGUCUUUAAUAUUGGAACAUUAUUGAAAUUGAUCAUAUAUACGCACCUGAAACUUUUAAUAAAGAUUAAAAUUAAUAUUAUAUCAAAACAAAAAAAUAUGAAUUUUUUGCUCCUGAUUUGAUUAUAAUCCCAAAUACAGAAUUGAUUGAAAGAUAUUGUGAAAAUUUUGAUAAGAAAUAUGAAAAAGAAAAAUAUGUUCAUGCCAUUCUUAAAAAAAAAGCCAUAAAAUUUUAGAGUCAAUAAGAUCAAAGAGAAACUCAUCAAUAAGCAAUGGAUUCUUAAUCUGCCAGUUAAUUCAUUAGUAGAACUUUAAGAGAUUAAACUCUAAUAAAUUACACUACUCAAGCUGAAGAUAGUUAAUUAAUUUAUUAGCAAUAGUAAAAUUCUAUUUCUGGUGAUUUAAGUUUGGAUGAUGCAAAUUUUAUAAUUAGCAACAUGAUAUAGAAAAUGAAAUAAUCUCUAACUAAAAGUUAUUUUAGUUUUAUGUAAAGAUUUCCCUUGCUUAAAAAAAUGUUUUAAAUAGAUACAUUUGAAUUAGAACUUCGAGAUAAUAAAAAUCUUAAAAGAAAAGGACUUAAAAUUGAUGAUUACAAUAUUUUAGUAGUUUUAUUAAUUCUAAUCCUUUUGAUUUUAAACUGCUUACAAUAUUCUCUAAUUCCAAAUUAAGCUGCAAUUUAGAGUCACCUAAGUAAAAUUGAGGCUAUUUUAGAAUUAGGUUAAAAUUAAGAAUUUUUACGUAUUUCCACUUUAGACGGAAUUUUUAGUUAUUUUAAUGAGUUUAAUAAAUUUCCUUUUUAUUUAUUCAACAAAGAAUCUUAAUUAAACAAAUACUAUGAAGUUAUUGGAGCUGUAAGAUUUAGAAAUAUAAAAGUUAAAGAAAUGCAAUGUUAGUUUUCAAUUAGAUCUGACAUAAAAAGCACUAUAUAAUGUUAUUAAUCAAAAUAAAGUAUUGAUACAAUAGAGACUAAAAUAUUGUCUGAAGGAAAUUAAGACUGGAUGCUUUUUAAAUCAAUUAAUGAUAUUACUAUAAAUAGAAUUACAAAAGGAAAGUUUGGUGAUUAUGAUGCAUCAGGAUACAUAAAAGAUUUAAAAAAAUCUAAAUAAAAAAUGACUUAUUAUAGAAAGCAAAUAACCUAUGAAAUGUUUUAAAAUAACGAUUAUCUUAAUGUUAAUACUUUGGCUCUCAUUAUUACUUUUACUCUAAAAAGUAAAUUAGACUCAAGCUUUUUUUUUAUUGAGUUACUGCUUGAAAAUACAAAUCUUGGUAUCCAUCCUAAUACACCAAAAAUUAAGAAUUUUAGAUUAGCAAACCUUGAUAAAAUUGAAGAAGAAAUUCUUAUACUCACAUAUUUUAAACUAUUUUUUUCAAUCUGCUUUGUAAUUUACUUGCUAUUUGUGAUUAUUACCUUUAGCAAAGAAUUUUCCAUCAUUUAAUCUGAAUAAACAAAAUUUGGAAACGCUUUCACAUACUUUAUAUCUCUUAUAUUUUUAAUGAAUAUAUUUGUAUUAUUUACAAACUUUGCCAAUAUUUAAUAAACUUUUAAGUUACUUUCUGAUUAAUAUAAUCCAAAAAAAAUAAUUGAGCUCGAGGAUUUUGAGGAUUUUGGAAAUUUUGCAGAAACUUAUUAAAAUUAUUUUUCCUAUUUAGGUUUUUCUAUAGCUGCACUUAUGUUAAGAAGUGUUUUAUUUUUAGGUAUUUUUCAAAGUAUGCUUAAUUUAAUAUAAUCGAUUUAAUUAUCAUACCUCUAAAUUAUGAUAAGCUUUAAAAUAUUUAUACUAAUACUUCUCAGUUUUUGUAUGAUUAUGAGGUCUUUGUAAGGACCUUACUCUUUUGAGUUUAGUACCUUUGAUUUGGCAUUUACAUCCCUACUUUAAAUCCUGAUGAAUUCUUAUGAUGUUAGGAAAUUACUAGAAAAUAAUUAGUUAUUAACAACUUUUAUCUUGACUUUUUUUUAUUUUUUGUUAGCUUACUUUACGUUUAAUAUGAUUAUUGUUGUUUAUAUUGAUUCUUAUAGGUAAAGGAAAAUGAAUAUCUAGACAAACUAAAUUAAGAAGUACUUAAAUAAUUGA
This is a messenger RNA of Paramecium sonneborni, 2730 nucleotides long. NCBI's taxonomy places the organism in Eukaryota, Ciliophora, Oligohymenophorea, Peniculida, Parameciidae. The record is from the annotation of a GenBank genome assembly.